CCUCAGGCGGGAGAUUGUUGGGUUUGGCCGGAGGGCCGAGGGGCCCUGUGGCGUCGGGGGUCUUCCCCUGCAGGGUGGGUGGGGGCUGUCACCACGUGGCUUCUCCUUUUUUUUUUUUUUUCCGCUCCAUUUUUUUUCAAGUCGAUUUUAUUUAGAGGCGGCGCCAGGGCGGCCGCGGAGAAACGUGACACACCAGCCCUCUCGGAGGGGUUUCGGACCGAAGGGAAGGAGCUGCGCCGCGUCGUCCGUCUCCCUGCGCGCCGCGGGCACUUCUCCCGGGCUCUCCCCGAACUCUCCCGCGACCUCUGCGCGCCCUCAGGCCGCCUUCCCCGCCCUGGGCUGGGGACAACUUCUGGGGUGGGGUGCAAAGAAAGUUUGCGGCUCCUGCCGCCGGCCUCCCCGCCUCUCGGCCUAAGAGGCUUGCCGCCCGCGUCCGCUCGUUUGGCCUUGCCCGGGACCGCGUCCUGCCCCGAGACCGCCACCAUGAACAAGCUUUACAUCGGCAACCUCAACGAGAGCGUGACCCCUGCGGACUUGGAGAAAGUGUUUGCGGAGCACAAGAUCUCCUACAGCGGCCAGUUCUUGGUCAAAUCCGGCUACGCCUUCGUGGACUGCCCAGACGAGCACUGGGCGAUGAAGGCCAUCGAAACUUUCUCCGGGAAAGUAGAAUUACAAGGAAAACGCCUAGAGAUUGAACAUUCGGUGCCCAAAAAACAAAGGAGCCGGAAAAUUCAGAUCCGAAAUAUUCCACCUCAGCUCCGAUGGGAAGUACUGGACAGCCUGCUGGCUCAGUAUGGGACAGUAGAGAACUGUGAACAAGUGAACACUGAGAGUGAGACGGCAGUGGUGAAUGUCACCUAUUCCAACCGGGAGCAGACCAGGCAAGCCAUCAUGAAGCUGAAUGGCCACCAGUUGGAGAACCAUGCUCUGAAGGUCUCCUACAUCCCUGAUGAGCAGAUAGCACAGGGACCUGAGAAUGGGCGCCGAGGGGGCUUUGGCUCUCGGGGUCAGCCCCGCCAGGGCUCACCUGUGGCAGCGGGGGCCCCAGCCAAGCAGCAGCAAGUGGAUAUCCCCCUUCGGCUCCUGGUGCCCACCCAGUAUGUGGGUGCCAUCAUUGGCAAGGAGGGGGCCACCAUCCGCAACAUCACAAAACAGACCCAGUCCAAGAUAGACGUGCAUAGGAAGGAGAAUGCAGGUGCAGCUGAAAAAGCCAUCAGUGUGCACUCCACCCCUGAGGGCUGCUCCUCCGCUUGUAAGAUGAUCUUGGAGAUUAUGCAUAAAGAGGCCAAGGACACCAAAACGGCUGACGAGGUUCCCCUGAAGAUCCUGGCACAUAAUAACUUUGUAGGGCGUCUCAUUGGCAAGGAAGGACGGAACCUGAAGAAGGUAGAGCAAGAUACCGAGACAAAAAUCACCAUCUCCUCGUUGCAAGACCUUACUCUUUACAACCCCGAGAGGACCAUCACUGUGAAGGGGGCCAUUGAGAAUUGUUGCAGGGCCGAGCAGGAAAUAAUGAAGAAAGUUCGGGAGGCCUAUGAGAACGAUGUGGCCGCCAUGAGCCUGCAGUCUCACCUGAUCCCUGGUCUGAACCUGGCUGCUGUAGGUCUUUUCCCAGCCUCGUCCAGCGCAGUCCCGCCACCUCCCAGCAGUGUUACUGGGGCUGCUCCCUAUAGCUCCUUUAUGCAGGCUCCCGAGCAGGAGAUGGUGCAGGUGUUUAUUCCCGCCCAGGCAGUGGGCGCCAUCAUCGGCAAGAAGGGGCAGCACAUCAAACAGCUCUCUCGGUUUGCCAGCGCCUCCAUCAAGAUUGCACCACCUGAAACACCUGACUCCAAAGUCCGUAUGGUUAUCAUCACUGGACCGCCAGAGGCCCAAUUCAAGGCUCAGGGAAGAAUCUAUGGCAAACUCAAGGAGGAGAACUUCUUUGGUCCCAAGGAGGAAGUGAAGCUGGAGACCCACAUACGUGUGCCAGCAUCAGCAGCUGGCCGGGUCAUUGGCAAAGGUGGCAAAACGGUGAACGAGUUGCAGAAUUUGACGGCAGCUGAGGUGGUAGUACCAAGAGACCAGACCCCUGAUGAGAACGACCAGGUCAUCGUGAAAAUCAUCGGACAUUUCUAUGCCAGUCAGAUGGCUCAGCGGAAGAUCCGAGACAUCCUGGCCCAGGUUAAGCAGCAGCAUCAGAAGGGACAGAGUAACCAGGCCCAGGCACGGAGGAAGUGACCAGCCCCUCCCUGUCCCUUCGAGUCCAGGACAACAACGGGCAGAAAUCGAGAGUGUGCUCUCCCCGGCAGGCCUGAGAAUGAGUGGGAAUCUGGGACACCUGGGCCGGGCUGUAGAUCAGGUUUGCCCACUUGAUUGAGAAAGAUGUUCCAGUGAGGAACCCUGAUCUCUUAGCCCCAGACACCCACCCAAUUGGCCCAACAUUCUCUGCCCCUCGGGGUGUCAGAAAUUCUAGCGCAAGGCACUUUUAAACGUGGAUUGUUUAUAGAAGCUCUCCAGGCCCCACCAAGAGGGUGGAUCACACCUCAGUGGGAAGAAAAAUAAAAUUUCCUUCAGGUUUUAAAAACAUGCAGAGGGGUGUUUUAAUCAGCCUUAAAGGAUAGUUCAUUUCUUGACCUUAACAUUUUUCCAAUUUUCUUCCCCCUACUUGGGUAAUUGAUUAAAAUACCUCCAUUUGCUGCCUCUUUCUAUAUUUACACUAAUUGUUUUAUCUUUAUUGCUACCAGAAAAAAAUGCGAACGAAUGCAUUGCUUUGCUUACAAUAUUGACUCAAGGGAAAAGAACUGUCAGUAUCUGUAGAUUAAUUCCAAUCACUCCCUAACCAAUAGGUACAAUAGGGAAUGAAGAAGAGGGGAAAAUGGGGAGAAAGAUGGUUAAAACACAUAAUAAUCCACGUUUAAAACAAGUGCCCUUGUGGCUGAUCUGUUCCAGAUCACCAUCUUCAAAUUGGCACAACCGAAAUUUCCCCACUGUGUUGGGGCUUCCCCACUACAUUCACGUCCCUCUCCCGUGUAGGCUUCACAUUAUGUCCAGGUGCACAUAGGUGGUAUCGAAUGCUCAGCAGGGUAGGGGCUGACCACUGUCCCUGAUUCCCAUCGUUCUCAGGCGGAUUUUAUAUUUUUUUAAAGUCUAUUUUAAUGAUUGGAUAUGAGCACUGGGAAGGGGACGCUAACUCCCCUUGAUAAAGUCUCAGUUCCAUGGAGGACUUAAGUGGCCCCAAAGGCUGCCACGGUGCCCUCACCCCAGCCCAUGUGCUCCCAUAAGGGCUGGUUCCUAGAGGCAGGGGUUGUGGGGCACUCCCAGCCACGGCACUGUUUCCUUGGUGGUGGGACUUGGAACCCAACCCUGAGCUCCCGAUAAAGCUAAAGUCCAUCAUCUGGCAAAUUGAGUAAAUUGGAGAGUACUUGCUUCUGUUUGUAUCUGAGAGGAAUUUUUAACUGAUGGCUUCUGUCUCUAUGAAUCAUUAUCAGCAUGAUGAAAGGUGUGUCUAAAAAACAAUUCAGAAUACCAGCAGCAUUGUACAGCAAGGGGUAAAUAUAAUUUAUUAUUUAUUUACCAGGCUUAAUAAGAUCCUAUGGAGUGUUUAGCCCUUGUAGGGGACGGAAGCCAUCAGUUAAAUGAGGCUAGGCCUCCCCUCCUAAUAUACUGAUUGACAAUGCAUAUUAGCCAGGUAAUGCACUUUAGCUACCCUGGACAAUGCUAUCAAGUGUGUGGGAAGGGAGGAAGGCCUCUCUACAUAUGGAAAAGCCCAUGCGUGGAGUUCCCCUCCUUUCAACAUUGCAACAACAGUAACAACAAGACAACCGCAACAUGUGGGUGUAGUCAGGCAAUGCUGUGUGCGAAGUAAACUACCUCAAGGUAUGAAGUUACCUCAGCAAUUAUUUUCCUUUUUGUUCCCCCCAACCCCAUUAAAAAAAUUUUUUUUAUUUUUGUUUUUUUGCGGCUUGCUGAUAUUUUAUAUAAAAAAGAAAAAACAAAAGAGAAGCUGAUAGUCUUGAAUAUUUUAUUUUUUUAAUGAAAAGAAAAAACAAAGUUAUGUUUCAUAAUUUCUUACAUGAGCCAGUAACCCUUUAGGAACUCUAUGGAGAACAGGCCUGAUGGGAAAGGCUUUGGGGGCUGCCCCCUUAGGAGGAGGCUAGUGCUAAGAGGAAAGGCCUGGGUUUGAGAGAGCCCAGAGGGGCAGAGCCCAAAGCCUUGUUUGGCCCUGAUCCCUGACUUCUAGAGCCCCAGCUGCUGGCCACUGCUGGAAUAUCCUACCUGAUAGGAUUAAAAGGCCUAGCAGAGCUGGGGGCUCUCAGUGGUUAAACAAUGCCCAACAACCAACCACCUGGCCCUUGGUCUCUUCUCUUUCCUCCUUUGGUUAAACAGCAUCUCAGCAAGCUUUUCCCACCAGUGGUGCUGUUGAGAUAUUUUAAAAUAUUGCCUCCGUUUUAUCGAGGAGAGAAAUAAUAACUAAAAAAUAUACCCUUUUAAAAAAUCUAUAUUUCUCCGUCUAAAAAUAUGGGAGCCGAGAUUCCGUUCAUGGAAGAAAGACAAGGCCACCCUCUCGCCCUCAGAGAGGUCCACCUGGUUUGUCAUUGCAGUGCUUUUCAUUUUUUUUUGUUGUUGUUACUGUUUCAUUUCAAUUCCGUCUUGCUGUUCUUCUUAAUCUAUAUCCAUAGAUCCAAGGGGCAAACAGAUACUACUGCCCCCGCCUCUGUCUCCCUGUCUUCUUUAGAUCAGUCUGAUUGAUUUUAAAAGUGGACCCAAACUUAGGGAAUUCUUGAUUUAGGGUGGCUCGUGGCAAGGAGGGGCAGGGAAUAUGGGGACGUGACUGGGACAGGUUCCUGCCUUAUCACUUUCUCCCUAGGACAUUCCCUUGUAGCCCCCAGAACUGGCCCAAAUUGAAGAGAAGCAGAAAAGCAUUUAGGGAUCACAUCAGGCCAGUAGCAUUAAGCCUCUCCACCUGUCCCAACCAUAAAAAGGGUCUCCCAGCUCUCCAUCUCUGGCUCUGUGUGCUUUGUCCCAAAACAAAGCAGAUAACGUUCAGACGUCGGCCAUUUAAUAAUUUAAAGCGAAUUUCCAGCAGCAAGCAUGCUUUGAUAUCUGGUUCAGACUAUCAUCAGGAAGAAAAAAAAAAAUCCCACAGUACCUGAAAUGUGAUUGUUGCAGUGUUCAGUUUCCUUGGGGGCCUGCUCCCUUCACACCUUGAGCCGAAGUCCUUUUCCGUUGGCUGAUUCAGCUCCCAGAAGAGACCAGGAAGUGUGUGGCAAGGGACUGGAAAACUUCACUUGCUUGGAUUAGGCAAGGCUCCACUCGUUGAUAUUUGCCCAGCAGGAAAAUCGUGGAAGUUAUACCACCAGAAAGCAAAAGGAGCAUGGUUUGGUGGUUAAGGUUUAGUGGGAUGAAGGACCUGUCUUGGUGGGCCGGGCCCUCCUGUGUCCCAUAGGCUAGGUCUUAGGGCAACUCCUUGCCCUCCUGCUCAGCACCUCCAUUUCCCCAUCCUUGGUGAGUUAACAAGCUAUCGCGAAAAGCACUUGGGAGAUUUGGAUGAUUUGAGAAGAGUGACUUAAAAAAAAAUGCUUCUGUGCUCUAAGAUAUAUAUGUGUGUGUGUGUGCUACAUAUAUAUUUUUAAGAAAGGACCAUCUCUUUAGGAUAUAUUUUUAAAUUCUUUGAAACACAUAACCAAAAUGGUUUGAUUCACUGACUGACUUUGAAGCUGCAUCUGCCAGUUACACCCCAAAUGGCUUUAAUCCCCUCUUGGGUCUGGUUGCCUUUUGCAGUUUGGGUUGUGGACUCAGCUCCUGUGAGGGGUCUGGUUAGGAGAGAGCCAUUUUUAAGGACAGGGAGUUUUAUAGCCCUUUUUUACUCUUUCCUCCCCUCCUCCCAGUCCUUAUCAAUCUUUUUUCCUUUUUCCUGACCCCCUCCUUCUGGAGGCAGUUGGGAACUAUUCUUAUUUAUGCCUCACUAUUGGCAGAAAAGACCCCAUUUAAAAGAGAAUACUGGAGAGGGAUCCUCUAGUUGGUUCUGUGUCCAUUUUCCUCUGUGCCAAAGACAGACAGACAGAGGCUGAGAGGCUGUUCCUGAAUCAAAGCAAUAGCCAGCUUUCGACACACACCUGGCUGUCUGAGAAGGAAGGCCUCCUGGAAACUGGGAGCUAAGGGUAAGGCCCUUCCCUUCAGAGGCUCCUGGGGGACUAGGGUGUGGUGUUUGCCAAGCCAAGGGGUAGGGAGCCGAGAAAUUGGUCUGUCAGCUUCUGGUUGCACUUUGGGGAAGGAGAGGAAGUUUGGGGCUCCAGGUAGCUCCCUGUUGUGGGACUGCUUUCGGUCCCCUGCCCCUACUGCAGAGAUAGCACCGCCAAGUUCCCUUCAGGCCUGGCAGACGGGCAGUGAGGAGGGGCCUCAGUUAGCUCUCAAGGGUGCCUUCCCCUCCUCCCACCCCAGACACACCCUCUGCCAAACUGGGAACCAGCAGUGCUAGUAACUACCUCACAGAGCCCCAGAGGGCCUGCUUGAGCCUUCUUGCUCCACAGGAGAAGCUGGUGCCUCUAGGCAACCCCUUCCUCCCACCUCUCAUCAGGGGUGGGGGUUUUCUUUUCUUUCCCCUGAAGUGUUUAUGGGGAGAUCCUAGUGGCUUUGCCAUUCAAACCACUCGACUGUUUGCCUGUUUCUUGAAAACCAGUAGAAGGAAAACAGCACAGCCUGUCACAGUAAUUGCAGGAAGAUUGAAGAAAAAUCCUCAUCAAUGCCAGGGGACAUAAAAGCCAUUUCCCUUCCAAAUACUCGAUAAUUUAGAUGCAGAACAUUUCUCUUAGAGUAACACCAGCUGAAAACUUCAGUUUCUUACCUUUGGAUACAUAAGGCUUCUCUAUCGGGGUACGGGACAGGGAGAAGGCCUCAUGUCUGAAGGGGGAUUUAGGGGCUAGAGCCCCAACCCUGACCCUUGGCCCUGUGCACCGCUUUGGGGCACAGUCUGAUGGCGCCUUUGCUGGCGUCUUAGUAUGGUUGACUCCGGACGGACAAAAGAAAAAAAUUUUUUUCUUUAAUGAAAUAGCAGGAAGCUCCUCGGGAGCAUGUGUUUUGAUUAACCGCAGGUGAUGGAUGCUACGAGUAUAAAUGGAUUAACUACCUCAAUCCUUACAGUAAGAUUGGAACUAAGGGCAGGGACUCGUGCAUAAGGGUAUGAAUCCCAGCCAGGACAAGUGAGUUGAGGCUUGUGCCACAAAAGGUCUGUCCUUGGGGAACAGGCAGGCCUGCCAGGAUCCCCCCAUAUCGAUUGGGCUGGGAGGGCUGGCCGUGAGGUCCCCACUUUCUGCGUUCCUUGCCCAUGUGUCACCCCUUUGGCCUCCAGCUUGUCUCUCUCUCACUUUCUAUAGCUUUGUUGGACCAGAUGGUGAGGAAGGGAAUGGCCUCCUCCCUUCUAGAGGGGACUGGCUGGAGUGAGACCUGGGGCUUGGCCUGGAACCCACCACACAGCCCCAAAGUCAGGAAGCCUGGGGAAGCCAGAGCUGAGACCUCUUCAACAGGGUUUCUUUGAGAUCCUACACCUCCAUUGGGCCCUUUCUCAGUCUUCAAGGGGGGCCCAGUUGGCUCUAGAAGAAGAGGUGGAGCAGGAUCCUUUGCCCUGGUUGAGUCUGAGGGCCCAGUCCUUGGACUCAUUCAGGCCGUCUUUGUAGUUGGGGGAGUUUCACUGGGCGAUCCCAGCCUCUCCCCACCCUCUAAUGGACCUCCUCAUAGAAGCCCCAUUUCACUUUUGUUUUAUCUACCUCUUAGCAAAACAAUAGAUAAAUUAGGUAGUGGCAACUCCACUUGCUUAGGUUAGGGGGGGAAAAAGAUUUCUUUUUCCAAAGGAAAAAAAAUAUUACCUUGAGAAUACUUUCCAAAAAAUAAAAUAAAAUAAAAAACCAAAAAAAAAAUUUUUUUUUUUUUAAAGAGGGAGACAUUUUCCAGUGACCACUGGAUUGUUUUAAUUUCCCAAGCUUUUUUUCCCCCAUAAAUAAGUUUCACUCUUUGGCGAUUUUCUUCACUUGUUUAAGAUAACGUGCUAGCUAAUCUAACAGGUAACAGCUUUCACUGUCUGCCCCUGGCUUGUCUCACCCCAUCCCCCACCCUAUUCCUGCCAGUGAGUCCUUCCUGUGCUUCUCUCCCUUCUCCCCUCCUAGCCAGCUGACUUCAGUCACCCCCGCCCCUCCCCCCUGCCAACAAGCCCCCUAGGAAUAAAGGCUUUGUUUUGGGGAUGCUUAAAUCUUGACUGCACUUCCCCGCUUUGGGGGCUGGGGAGCCACUUGUAACAUUUCUGUGCAGAUUUUAUGUUAGCCACUGCUAUGUAAAAGCACGUUCAAAAUGAAUUUCAGCAGAUUAUGUGUUACCAUAAUGAAUAAAUGUCCUCUACCACAUUUGGAGUCUCCCUUUUCUCCAGAAUCUUGAUCCUGGUCCCCAAAACCAGAAUGAAUCAAAAGAGCUUCCUCCCCUGAGGCAAAGUGGAUUUGUAAGCAGUUCUGAAACAUCACUUACUCAGAAGAGGGAAAGAUGUAUUUUGAUGAGUGCAAAUCGGGAAGGGCUGGAGGCCUACUGCUUGGGACUGGUUUUUUAAAAAUAUGAGUGCUACCUUAUUCUGUAGUUGCAGCAACUUUGAAAAUUGUAUUUUACUGGAAAUCUGCCGGCCAUCACCACCCGAUUUUGAUUGUACCCUUCCUCCCAUCCUCUAAUCUGUUCAUUGCUUUGGGGGAGGUGGGGCAGCUGGCUCACACGUUGGAGUUUGUUCUUUGAUGGAUGAACUCGAGUUUUCUUUCCCGUGAAGGUUGUUUCAGCCACAAACCACUUCAUUUUGCUGUUUCAAUUUCAAAAUAAAAGGAAACUUAUAUUGAAAGACAA
Molecule: messenger RNA, 8850 nt
Organism: Chlorocebus sabaeus (green monkey)
Lineage: Eukaryota; Metazoa; Chordata; Mammalia; Primates; Cercopithecidae
Source: RefSeq, a predicted model, not a curated record